Nycticebus coucang (slow loris) is the source of this 3221-nucleotide messenger RNA. RefSeq names its product 2-oxoglutarate and iron dependent oxygenase domain containing 3 (gene OGFOD3). The transcript is spliced from 9 exons. The record is from RefSeq and is a predicted model, not a curated record. Gene Ontology annotation, cellular component: membrane. Gene Ontology annotation, molecular function: iron ion binding; L-ascorbic acid binding; oxidoreductase activity, acting on paired donors, with incorporation or reduction of molecular oxygen. The coding region runs from base 15 to 1082 and encodes 355 amino acids. Lineage: Eukaryota; Metazoa; Chordata; Mammalia; Primates; Lorisidae.
CAGCCCCGGGGCGGAUGGCCGAGCGCGUCGCUCCCACGUCCCAGCGUAGCGCCUUCCUCGCGCUCUUCGUCGCGGAGCUCGUCCUCGGCCUGGCAGUUUCCGCGUCCCGCCCCGCUCCACGGCGGCCUGGCCCGAUGGCACCUCAGCGGAGGGGCGCAACCAAGGCGUCUGAGGGCAGAGGGGCGGCGGAACGCCGGCGCGCAAGCAGCACCAAGAAGGAUCAGGUGUCACGGGAUGCACAAAGGAUGUGGCUGAGGACUGCAGGCCUGGGGGCCAGCAUGGCGCUCUCUGCGUUCCUGCUGUGGAGCAGUUUGGGGGCCGACGAUGGCAUCACUGAGGUGCUGGCCCCCCGUGCUGAGGUCUUGGCAGGCAGAUUCAUCGAGGUGCCCUGUUCUGAGGACUAUGACAGUCACCGGAGGUUCGAAGGCUGCACCCCCAGGAAGUGUGGCAGAGGCGUCACCGAUGUCAUCAUCACCAGGGAGGAAGCAGAACGGAUCCGCAGCAUAGCUGAGAAGGGGCUCUCUCUGGGAGGGUCUGACGGAGGGGCUUCCAUUCUGGACUUGCACUCAGGAGCCCUGUCUGUCGGAAAGCACUUUGUGAACCUGUAUAGAUACUUUGGGGAUAAAAUACAAAGUAUCUUCUCAGAAGAGGACUUCCAGUUAUACCGGGAUGUGCGGCGGAGGGUACAGCUCACAAUUGCUGAGGCUUUUGGCAUCAGCUCAUCCUCACUAUACCUGACGAAGCCCACUUUCUUCUCCCGCAUAAACAACACAGAAGCACAGACAGCUCAUGAUGAGUACUGGCACGCACACGUGGACAAGGUGACCUACGGCUCCUUUGACUACACCUCGCUGCUAUACCUCUCCGACUACCAGGAGGACUUUGGCGGAGGGCGGUUUGUGUUCAUGGAGGAGGGAGCCAACAGGACGGUGGAGCCCAGAGCAGGUCGAGUCUCCUUUUUUACCUCAGGGUCCGAGAAUCUGCACCGAGUUGAGAAAGUCCGCUGGGGCACCCGCUACGCCAUCACCAUUGCUUUCAGCUGCAACCCUGACCAUGGCAUCGCGGACCCAGUGUUCCCAUAGCUGCGCAGAUUGGCAGAGGACCCUGUUGCUGGAGCCUUUGUGCUUACACUGAAUCCAUGCCCCGUCCCUCCCGUCUCACUCGUCUCCACUGCACAGAGUGCCUUAUGGAUAAUCCGGAUUUUGAUUUGCUAAUGUUUUAAUCUUUUCAUGUGUGAGUAAAUUAGGAGAGCUGCCACUCGUGUUUGCUUUGCUGCGCUUUUGUCGUGGGAGCCCCGCCUGUCAGGAAAGGAAGGAGCUGAGCAGAGAUUCCUAUCUGCCGACAGAGGACUGGUUUGCCUGGGCCUAGAAACCAACCUGGCCCACGAAGACCAAAUGAAGCAUCAGCAGACUCUGGGCAGGGACAGCACAGGUGUGGGCAGUGGCUUCUGCUCUGGGACUCGGAGUCAGCAAACCAAGAUUGCUCUGGAGCCAGUUCCAGUGAAUGGGUGGCUCUGGGGUAGGGGUGGCUGUGCUGGGUUCCAGGUGGGGACAAACAUCUGCUGUCCCCACAGCUCUGAGUCUGCACCCCCAGCCAGCCCGAUAACUUCCUGGGCGGGAUGGGCACAGCCAGAGUCCCUGAUGACCAGAAUCCAAGGUGACCCCACCAAGGAGGCCCUCAGUGUCACUGUCCUCAGCUCCCAUGGGCCUCCUGCCCAGCCAUUGCUCUGUCUAGGAGGUGCUACAGAGGAGGGUACACCUCCAUCAGCCCGGCUUCCACCAGGGUCUGGUGUGGUCUCACAGCCACUCCAGAAGUGACUAUCCUGGGGUUGGGCAUCAUCCCCGGAAAAGCCGGAACCAGACUCUGCAGCUCCCUGGACCAGCAUUCAGGACUAGGGACUGGUCUCCCUGGCCAGGCUUUGCAGUUCCCUGGACCAGAAUUCAGGGCUAGGGACUGGUCUCCCUGGCCAGGCUCUGCAGCUCCCUGGACUAGCAUUCAGGGCUAGGGACUGGUCUCCCUGGCCAGGCUUUGCAGUUCCCUGGACCAGAAUUCAGGGCUAGGGACUGGUCUCCCUGGCCAGGCUCUGCAGCUCCCUGGACCAGCAUUCAGGGCUAGGGACUGGUCUCCCUGGCCAGGCUCUGCAGCUCCCUGGACCAGCAUUCAGGGCUAGGGACUGGUCUCCCUGGCCAGGCUCUGAGCUCCUUGGACCAGCAUUCAGGGCUGGGGACUGGUCUCCCUGUGGCCACAGCGCUGCUGUGGGGGAGAAUCUGCGCUGACCCCUGGGAAUGACCAGACAUAAUGAUGGCUGAGGCUCGACAAGGCCCCUCCUGUACCGGGCAUCCUCCCAGGGCCAUAGGGGCCACCAGUCCGUGUUCCCCACGCAGGGCCAAUGUGGAAGGUGCUCCUGUUUCUGGCAGGCUCCUCCUUGGUCAGGGCUGUGGGCUGUGGGAGGUGGGGCAGGAGCAUCAAGGGCCUGUGUCCUUCUACAGCUUCCUGGUUGGGACACUGGAGUAAGGGUCACAUUUCUAAAUGAGACUUUGGUGGAUCUGGGAGGGAUGAGGCUCCUCUCAGGGCCACUGCUUCGUGGAUGCCUGCUGGCAUAGGCAGGGUCCUCCGUCCUGUGCUGGGGAGCUGUGCUUCCCAUCUUGGCUUCCAAAGGGUCCUGUGGUCAUGGUGGGGAUGGAUAGAAAGAGCUGCAUGGAACAGGAUUUUGUUCUGUCCCUGGAGUCCCCUGAAUGCCUGUGUCACUUCAUGGGCACCUCACUGCAUCUAAGGGACAAAUGCAUUUAGGAAAGCAGGUGUAAGGUUGGCUGUGGGUCAAAAUGCUUUUGAAAGAAGCAAGUUAUUUGUUUGGUUUUCAUUCUUUGCUGCUCAUACCAUUCUUGAUAAUCACAGAGGGGUCUGGACAAAGACAUAAACACGUUUGGCAAAAGCAAGAAUGUCCUUCUCCUGAAGUGGAAAAAAUGCGUGUGUGGCUAUGAAAGUGAGCCCUGACACCCAGGCUGCACCCAGGGGAGCUUGUGAACCCUGAGGACCGGCCCACCUGGUGUGGGCAGGUGUGAAAUUGUUCCAGGAGCUAUGUGCGUCAUUAGCUCUGCUGGAAGAUGCCGAUAAAGUUUGGGUGACUGUCUUGGGGAGAAACUGGAGUCAGGAGUGUUCUUUGAUGAAUGAUUUAUUUUUGAAAUUUAUUUUUAAAAUAAAAGUGAUUUGUUUAAAUCAAA